AGAGAGAGAGAGAGAGAGAGAGAGAGAGAGAGAGAGAGAGAGAGAUCAGUGAGCGGGAGAGGCAGCUAUGGAGAGGAUGAGGCUUCUGGUGCUGCUGUUCUGCGCUGUGUUGGUGUCAGAUGGGUUCAACAUCGAUGUCACAAACCCAGAGCGGUUCUCGGGGAGUGAGGAGGGUUUUUUCGGUUAUCGGGUUCUACAGUAUCAGUCUGACUCAGACAAACAGAUCAUAGUUAGCGCUCCACUGAGAAGAAGCACUAAUGAAAAGGCAUCAGGGGCAAUUUACAGCUGCACACUGAAUACAGCAAACUGCACUCUACUGUACCAGCAAGACUCCAGUGAUGCCCAGUUCUUUGGGAUGUCCAUGGCAUUGAGGUCCACCCCUUCAGCCAGCCUGACUAGCUGCAGUCCCAGUCUCGCUCAUAACUGUGAUGGAAACUCAUACCUGAAUGGCAUCUGCUACAACUUCAACAGUCAACUGAACCUCAUCGCUAACAAAACGGUCGCUUUCCAAGAGUGCACAAAAAGUGUGGUGAACUUGGUCUUCUUGUUCGAUGGCUCUUCCAGCAUGAAAACCGAGGACUUUAAGAAGAAUAAAAACUUCAUCUGGAAAAUUACAACUCAACUUAAUAACUCAUUCUUUAAGUUUGCUGCUGUCCAGUUUUCUGCAGUUCCCCGGACCGUUUUCACCUUUAAUGAUUACAUGAAUGGCACAGCUCAGAAAAAGCUUGAUGAAGAGGAGCAUAUGAAGGAUCUCACAAACACCCACCAGGCUAUUGACUAUGUUCUAGUAAACCUCUUUAAUAAUCUUUCUUCUGGUGCGGAUCCUGAUGCUAGAAAAGCCCUGGUCAUCAUCACAGAUGGAACUCCAACUGAUUUUAACACUAAAGAUGUUAUAAAGAGGUGUGAAGUUAAGCACAUCACUCGCUUUGUUAUUGGGGUGGGGAACGUAGACAUAAAAAAGCUCAGAAUUUUUUCUUCAGCUCCCAAAGAAAAUAACACAUUCCAGAUUGAUGACUACAGUGGGCUGGAAGGACUUUUGGAUAAGCUGCAAAAUAAGAUCUACAACAUUGAAGGAGAUCAGAGUGGUGGACACCGGGAAUGGACAAAGGAGUUGUCUCAAAGUGGCUUCAGCGCCGUCUAUGAUAAAGAUGUUCUGGUUCUGGGAGCGGUUGGAUCAAAUAAAUGGCGUGGAAUGCUUUAUGAAGUUGGAGCCACAGAAGUAGAAAUCAAAGACCCAAAGCUGAACAACGACUCCUACAUGGGUUACUCCACAGCAGUUGGACUGAGAGGUAAAGUCUCUCUUCUGUUCUCUGGAGCUCCAAGGUCCAAUUACAAUGGUCAGGUCACUCUCUUCAGGAAGCAGAACACAUGGGAUAUCACCACCAGAGUCAAAGGAGAACAGGUCGGCUCAUACUUUGGUGCAUCUCUCUGUUUGCUGGACCUGGACUCGGAUGGUGAAACUGACUUUCUUGUGGUUGGAGCUCCUCUGUACUACCAGGCUCAGCCACGAAGAGAAGGCAGGAUGUACGUCUACAGGCUCACAAAUGAGAUGGAACUGGAGAAGGUCCUGGAGGUGUCUGACUGUGUUCAGGGCCAGUUUGCAGCUACUGUAACAUCUGUAGCAGAUCUGAAUGGAGAUGAGCUGCAGGAUAUAGCUGUUGGAGCUCCACUGGAGGACAGUGGUAAAGGAGCCGUCUACAUCUAUCUUGGGAACCGCACACAGGGUAUACGUCCCAAUUACAGCCAGCGAAUCCUGGCUCGGACGAUUUCUGAGAAUCUGCAGCAGUUUGGUGUGGCGAUUGAUGGUGUCAUGGACAUGGAAGGAGAUGGACUUACAGAUAUUGCGGUGGGAGCACGAGGGACGGUGAUGCUGCUAAAGGCUCGACCUGUUCUGUCUGUUUCUGCCCACCUCAAAUUCUCCCCCUCUGAAAUCAGCCUCGACAACUUUGACUGCCUGGCCCAAAUUGAUGACCCAAUAGAGGCUGUUACCCUCAGCGCCUGCUUCAGUGUGGAAGAGAAAACCCAAAGCACGGGGGCAGUGAGCAGGGGUCUGAACGUGUCUUACGAGGUCAGAGCAGACCCUGUGAGACAAUGGAGUAGAGCAUUUUUCAUCAAGAAAGAUAAAACAUCCAGAAGUCUCCUAAGUUCUGUGCUACUGGACUCACCUUAUUCCUGCUUCAACCACACUGUCUACAUGCCAAGCUGUGUGAAGGACACAGUGUCUCCUGUGUUGAUCCGGUUGAACUUCUCCCAGGCUGAGCAGCAGCCAAGCAGCUCCAAUGCUAUCCUUAACAUUGACAGCAGAACAACUGCUAAUGUGGAGAUUCCCUUCCAAAGAAACUGUGGGAAUGUGAGCUGUGUGGCAGAUCUACAGCUGGACUUUAACUUCUUGAACAAGACUUUGCUGGUGGUGGAUCAGUCAUAUUUCAUCAUCACUGUUUCUCUGCUGAAUAAAGGAGAUGAUUCCUUCAACACCAGUGUGGAGCUUCGCUACCCAGAGGGCCUGUCGCUCUCCAAGUUUGACACUAUUAAGGCCAGCAGGAGGACUCUGAGCAGUUGUGGAGAUCGAGAUGAUGGUGCUCUGGAUAAAACAACCUGCAGCAUCAGUUUACCCGUGUACCGCAAAGGCACCAGCGCAUUAUUCCAGGCUACGUUUCGUAUCUCUGGAUCCUACAGGUGGAGUGACAUGAUGGAGAUGACUCUUGUGGCCAGCAGCAGUAACAAUGGUAACCAAACUAACGGAACAGUGACGAAAACUCUGCCAGUUCAGUUCGCUGUAGACGUAGCCAUCAAAUUAGAUUCUGAUCAUUCUGUAACCUAUCUGAAUAUCUCUUUGGAUGACAAAGGCCCAAAGCCUGUUGACAUUGUCUAUGAGGUGAUUAAUAACGGAGUGAAAAGUCUUCCUGUUUCAGUAAAGUUCAUGAUGCCAUCUAAGAUAGGGGAGAACUUCAUCCUAAGAAACCACAGCAUCACUAAACCAGAGAACCCGACAGACUGCAGCUUCAGAAAGAAAAACGACUCUGCUAACCCGAUGGCCUGUAAUCUCACAGAGGAAACUGACCCUGCUUUGUGUUUGAAUCAGAAGAGCUGUGUGAAGUUUGAGUGUCCGUCCUUCUGUCUGGAGAAAGAAUCUCAUGUUAAGUUUGAGCUGAAAGCCCAGCUCACUUUCCUCAACCCUAAGCAGUUCACACAGAGAUUUCACUUCAGCAAGUUUAGUUUGGAGGACAGCUUCUCGAGCUCUGCUAAGCUGGACUUUGACAAAAAACUCUACCAUCAGAUCGAUAAUGGCCCACAGGACGAUGGCAGCAAACACCACAAAGCACAGGCCAGUGUUAAGGCUGAGCUGAUUAUUCCUCCUGAUAUGCAUAUGAUCGUGGGCUCGGGUGCAGGCGGUGGGCUCCUCCUAUUCAUCAUCUUCUUCGUGCUGCUGUGGAAGUGCGGGUUCUUCAAGCGCAAGCGUCCGGGUGAAGAAGAUGGAGAGUGUGCAGGCAGAGAAGCUCAGCUUGAAGAAAAAGAGAAGAACCCCAAUGAUUGUAAUAGUCAGAAUGAAGAGACGUCUUCUAAACCCGACGAUAAACUCCUCUCCAGCAACGGCUCUGAGAACGGAGGAGCACCAGCAUCAGAAGCAGUGAAAGGAGAAAGUGGAGAGUAAAGAGGCUUUGCUGUCAGAUCAAACCUUCAUUUAGGCUAAAACAAUCAUCCUGGAAUAGAUGGAACUUCUGCAGGUUCUUUAAUGUCUUUGCAGGCCUAUGUUUGUGUCUCUUUGAUUCAUUUACACUCACCGGCCACUUUAUUAGGUACACCUUGCUAGUAAAAGGCUGGACCCCCUUUUGCCUUCAGAACUGCUUUAAUUCUUCAUGUCAGACUUUCAACAAGGUGCUGAAAACGUUCCUCA
Pygocentrus nattereri (red-bellied piranha) is the source of this 3895-nucleotide messenger RNA. RefSeq names its product integrin alpha-D. The coding region runs from base 68 to 3652 and encodes 1194 amino acids. Gene Ontology annotation, molecular function: integrin binding. The record is from RefSeq and is a predicted model, not a curated record. Lineage: Eukaryota; Metazoa; Chordata; Actinopteri; Characiformes; Serrasalmidae. The transcript has 32 exons. Gene Ontology annotation, biological process: cell-cell adhesion; integrin-mediated signaling pathway; cell adhesion mediated by integrin. Gene Ontology annotation, cellular component: integrin complex; external side of plasma membrane.